Molecule: messenger RNA, 3032 nt
Organism: Micropterus salmoides (largemouth bass)
Lineage: Eukaryota; Metazoa; Chordata; Actinopteri; Centrarchiformes; Centrarchidae
Product: collagen alpha-3(VI) chain-like
Exons: 6
Coding region: 45-3032 (995 amino acids)
Source: RefSeq, a predicted model, not a curated record
AAUUUACGGACCUCCCCAAUAUCCAACAACAGCUGUCCUCUGUAAUGAGCACAGUGCAAAGGAGGGCCACGCCCUUGACACCAACAGUGACUGUGGAGAGACAGCUACCAGGAAGGGAUCUUGUGUUCUUGUUGGAUGGAUCUGAUGGUACUAGAACUGGAUUCCCAGCUAUGCGAGACUUUGUCCAAAGAGUAGUAGAGACACUCAGUGUGGAUGACAACAAAGACCGUGUCUCAGUGGUUCAGUACAGCAGAGAGCCAGCUGUCCAGUUCUAUCUGAACACAUACCCGACAAAGGGCGAGAUCCUUGACAGUGUCAGAGGUUUGAGGCACAAAGGUGGAAGACCCCUCAACACUGGAGCAGCUCUCCAGUACUUGAGGGAUAAUGUCUUCACGGCCUCUGCCGGAAGCAGGCGUGUGGAAGGAGUUCCACAGGUCCUAAUAUUGCUAAGUGGUGGCAAGUCUUCUGACAGUGUUGAUGUACCAGCCUCUGCUCUCAAACAGCUGGGUGUCUUGACCAUUACAAUUGGAACCGGGAGCUCUGAUAGCAUCGAACUGCAGAAGAUAUCCCACGAUCCCAGUUAUGCUCUAUCUGUGUCUGAAUUCACUGACCUUCCCAGUGUCCAACAGCAACUUAAGUCCUCCGUGGAGGCUGUGGUUAUUGGCGUCGCCCCAGAAUCACCAACUGUAUUUGUUGACACUGCCAAAAAGGAUAUCGUAUUCCUUCUGGAUGGUUCUGAUGCCACAAGGAAUGGCUUCCCUGCCAUGCGUGAUUUUGUUGAGAGAGUGGUGGAGAAACUCAAUGUGGGAGAAAACAAAGACCGUGUCUCUGUGGUCCAGUACAGCAGAGAUGCAGAGGUCCAUUUCGAUCUGAAAAGAUACAAAACACGAGAUGAUAUUCUGGAUUCGGUCAGAGGGCUGAGACACAGAGGAGGCAGACCCCUCAACACCGGGGCAGCCCUCCAAUAUGUCAGGGACAACGUCUUCACAAACUCCUCCGGGAGCAGGCGCCUCCAAGGUGUUCCACAAAUGUUGAUCCUGCUAAAUGGUGGAAGGUCUUUUGAUAAUGUAGAUACCCCAGCCUCUGCUCUAAAACAGCAGGGCAUCUAUGUUGUUGGCAUUGGAACAAGGAACUCUGAUAGUAGAGAGCUGCAGAAGAUAUCAUAUGAGCCUACUUACGCUCUAUCAGUGUCUGAAUUCACUGACCUCCCCGAUAUCCAAGAACAGCUCUCCUCUGUAAUGAGCACGGUGCUAGGGAGGGCCACGCCCAUGACACCAACAGUGACUGUGGAGAGACAGCUACCAGGAAGGGAUCUUGUGUUCUUGUUGGAUGGAUCUGAUGGUACUAGAACUGGAUUCCCAGCUAUGCGAGACUUUGUCCAAAGAGUAGUAGAGACACUCAGUGUGGAUGACAACAAAGACCGUGUCUCAGUGGUUCAGUACAGCAGAGAGCCAGCUGUCCAGUUCUAUCUGAACACAUACCCGACAAAGGGCGAGAUCCUUGACAGUGUCAGAGGUUUGAGGCACAAAGGUGGAAGACCCCUCAACACUGGAGCAGCUCUCCAGUACUUGAGGGAUAAUGUCUUCACGGCCUCUGCCGGAAGCAGGCGUGUGGAAGGAGUUCCACAGGUCCUAAUAUUGCUAAGUGGUGGCAAGUCUUCUGACAGUGUUGAUGUACCAGCCUCUGCUCUCAAACAGCUGGGUGUCUUGACCAUUACAAUUGGAACCGGGAGCUCUGAUAGCAUCGAACUGCAGAAGAUAUCCCACGAUCCCAGUUAUGCUCUAUCUGUGUCUGAAUUCACUGACCUUCCCAGUGUCCAACAGCAACUUAAGUCCUCCGUGGAGGCUGUGGUUAUUGGCGUCGCCCCAGAAUCACCAACUGUAUUUGUUGACACUGCCAAAAAGGAUAUCGUAUUCCUUCUGGAUGGUUCUGAUGCCACAAGGAAUGGCUUCCCUGCCAUGCGUGAUUUUGUUGAGAGAGUGGUGGAGAAACUCAAUGUGGGAGAAAACAAAGACCGUGUCUCUGUGGUCCAGUACAGCAGAGAUGCAGAGGUCCAUUUCGAUCUGAAAAGAUACAAAACACGAGAUGAUAUUCUGGAUUCGGUCAGAGGGCUGAGACACAGAGGAGGCAGACCCCUCAACACCGGGGCAGCCCUCCAAUAUGUCAGGGACAACGUCUUCACAAACUCCUCCGGGAGCAGGCGCCUCCAAGGUGUUCCACAAAUGUUGAUCCUGCUAAAUGGUGGAAGGUCUUUUGAUAAUGUAGAUACCCCAGCCUCUGCUCUAAAACAGCAGGGCAUCUAUGUUGUUGGCAUUGGAACAAGGAACUCUGAUAGUAGAGAGCUGCAGAAGAUAUCAUAUGAGCCUACUUACGCUCUAUCAGUGUCUGAAUUCACUGACCUCCCCGAUAUCCAAGAACAGCUCUCCUCUGUAAUGAGCACGGUGCUAGGGAGGGCCACGCCCAUGACACCAACAGUGACUGUGGAGAGACAGCUACCAGGAAGGGAUCUUGUGUUCUUGUUGGAUGGAUCUGAUGGUACUAGAACUGGAUUCCCAGCUAUGCGAGACUUUGUCCAAAGAGUAGUAGAGACACUCAGUGUGGAUGACAACAAAGACCGUGUCUCAGUGGUUCAGUACAGCAGAGAGCCAGCUGUCCAGUUCUAUCUGAACACAUACCCGACAAAGGGCGAGAUCCUUGACAGUGUCAGAGGUUUGAGGCACAAAGGUGGAAGACCCCUCAACACUGGAGCAGCUCUCCAGUACUUGAGGGAUAAUGUCUUCACGGCCUCUGCCGGAAGCAGGCGUGUGGAAGGAGUUCCACAGGUCCUAAUAUUGCUAAGUGGUGGCAAGUCUUCUGACAGUGUUGAUGUACCAGCCUCUGCUCUCAAACAGCUGGGUGUCUUGACCAUUGCGAUUGGAACCAGGGCCUCUGAUAGCAGCGAACUGCUCAAGAUAUCCCACGAUCCCAGUUAUGCUCUAUCGUGUCUGAAUUUACGGACCUCCCCAAUAUCCAACAACAGCUGUCCUCUGUAA